GAAUCAGCAGUGCCGGUAUACAAGAAAAUGUGGGGUUUCAUGUACGAUACAUACAUGCAGCAGCGUCGUGGACAACUACACAGUAAUACCUCGGAUACGGUAAUGGUGAACACAUAUGCUGAGGGAAUCGACAAAGUACGCCGGAGCAAGGGUCGUUAUGCGUUUCUUCUGGAAGAGACGGCAAACGAAUACGAGAAUACAAGAAAGCCGUGUGAUACGAUGAAAGUUGGUGCUAAUCUAAAUUCACUCGGAUAUGGUGUGGCAACCAAAAUCGGCAAUCCCUUGAGAGAGAGCAUAAAUUUUGCAAUAUUGUAUUUGCAUGAAAAAGGCGAGCUGAAGCGUCUGGAGAACAAAUGGUGGUAUGAUCGUGGACAAUGCGACCAAGGAAUGAUGUCGGUCAGCCAUCUCUCCAUAUUAUUGCUUCCAUUUGCAUUGCUUACUGACUGAAU
This is a messenger RNA of Gongylonema pulchrum, 449 nucleotides long. The record is from the annotation of a GenBank genome assembly. NCBI's taxonomy places the organism in Eukaryota, Metazoa, Nematoda, Chromadorea, Rhabditida, Gongylonematidae.